Messenger RNA from Pichia kudriavzevii, 5817 nucleotides. RefSeq lists its product as uncharacterized. Gene Ontology annotation, biological process: regulation of transcription by RNA polymerase II. Gene Ontology annotation, molecular function: transcription coregulator activity. The transcript has a single exon. The coding region runs from base 1 to 5817 and encodes 1938 amino acids. The record is from RefSeq and is a predicted model, not a curated record. Gene Ontology annotation, cellular component: mediator complex. Lineage: Eukaryota; Fungi; Ascomycota; Pichiomycetes; Pichiales; Pichiaceae.
AUGUUUAGGAUACAAGAUUUGAACCCUAUUUUCAGUACCCCGUUACCUUUUUUCCCAGGAACUACUGGACAGGUCAACAGUAAUCAAAUUCUACCUAAUAAUACCAGCGGAAAUAAUCAGACAUGUCAUACUACAAAUACAAACGUAUUUCCAGCAAUUCCAAGUUCUAGCGCAGCCAGUUUUGCUAAUACAUUUAGCAAUUCUGUUGGGCAACAUUCUAGCAACCCAUAUACCCCAUCAUUCAUUGGUAGUCCAACCGCCAACACGUUUCCAAGCCAGCAGCUGAAUAAUGAUAAGGCCCUAAAUUACACUAGUUUUUAUAAAUUUUGUUGUUUGAACAGUGUGAACUGUUUUUUCUACCAAGUUUGCUCACCAAACAAUGGAAAUGGAAACCUGAAUGCAAUAUCUGCUACCUAUCAAGUACUACAAUAUGAGCAAUUGAUAAAAGACAAGUUGGAAAAUGAUUACCAAAUCAAAGAUGUCAUCACGUGGAUAGCCAAGAAAGAGCUUUGUGUUUUUCAAUUACAAGUAGACAACCCAAGUGAACCAUUCGAGUCGAACGUUGGAUUCCAACAACUAAAAGAUGCAAUGAACAAUAUCAUCAGUGAAAAUAAUAUUCCACUGAAAUUGUCGUCCUGUUCAACUUUUGACUCGAAGAAAAUAUUUAGAAAUAUACAUUCAAAAACCGUAGCAGCCCAAAAUAGUCUAGAUAACAAGCCAUAUAAUGUCGUCUAUUUAAGUUUCCUAAGAGCUGUUCAUAAACUGAUUUUACAAAGACUGGCAAAGUCCCAUUCAUUAUUUGAAGCCUCCAAUCAGUCAAUAUCUCUGGACAUCUUCCCUUACAGUGGACAGCUGAUGGCAUCUUCAAUGAUACAGAGGAAAAUAGUUACAACUAUACCAGCGGAUUUUUUGAAUACUUCCAAAAAGAAGAGAAUAUUGAAAAAGUUGGUGCCCUACUCAAUAAUCAAAGUAAAUCCUUCGUUAAACCAAAAAAAUGAACUCAUCGUGAAUUUUGUUAGUUUAAAAAAGAUAUUUUACAAACUAUCUGAUUUUAUUACCAUUUCGUGUAACAAUUCUCUUUCUAUUCUUGAUGGAAAAUCAAAUUUUGCAUUGUAUAUUGCACCUUCAGGUAUAAGGUGUCUUAUUGCAGGUGAAAGGUACUCAGAUUCUAUAACAGAUCAACCUCCUCCAAAUGGUGAUGUUUUGCUUGAUGUUCUCAAGAACUUCAAUGACAUUGAUAUUUUGUCUUGCCCUACAUUGAUAAAUGAGAAAAGAUUAUGGAUUAAACUUCAUCCCAGUACAUUUAACUCUGCUACGGGGCCCAUUAUUGCUAACUUUCUGAAUAAAAUUCCAUCUAACGGAAAGAAAUUUAUCUAUUGGCCAUUAGAGCUAUGCUUUAUUCAAUUCCCUUCUGAUGCCUCCCCUGGAAUGGAUAUGGAUGAACCCAUUCUUGAUCAUGCCGAGUUUAGGAUUGACGAUCCUCUGGAUAUUGUUGAUACUUUUUUAGAAAUAGAGAAAUCUAAAAUAAAUAGUGAUAAAGACGACGGGCAGGUGGUUCAAACCGCCAAUAAUGACCAGACCCAACCAGAAGCCGUGAUGAUGGGAACCGGUGAAAGCAAAUCAUUUAAGUUCCCAGAAAGCUUCGACUUUAAUCCAGGAAUGGACCAUUUUGAUCAACAACUAAAACCUUUAAAACACCUCACCACUGGAGAAAUUGAUGGUUUACAUGAUUAUAUCAAGUCAACCGGUGACCUGGAUGAUUUAUUUGACAACAAGGCCAUCGAUUUGGAAAUUUCAGAGAAUAUAGCAAAGCAGUCGGAGAACGACUUUGAGCAACAGAUAAAGCACGAAUUUGAGGAGUCUAACGAAAAUAACAGAAGUGAGAAUGUUAUUAAAGGAGAUACAGAUCCUUCCAAAGAUAAACUGGAUUCCAACGUUGACGAUGAUUGGAAUGAUUUGUUUGGAGGGUCCGUGUCUGACGUUGAAAGUUUGGAAAAUAAAGGAGAACUUCAAGAUUAUGAUACAGUGGAUUAUGAAAAGGCAAUGGACGAAGCUGUCGAUUCCGCAAUUGAUAAUAUGGAACUUGAGUCGAAUUCAGAAUAUGGACCUGAAGCAUCAACUCAACCUCAUGCCAAAGAAUAUAGUGUUGAAUCUGUGAAGCACGCUGGAAGUGGAAGUGAGAGCAGCGUAGAUGCAAUGGCUCCGAGUGUCAAGGGGGCAAUCAGUACAUCCCCGUUUUACAAAGAUCCUGGUGCUCCUUCUCCGAUUCCUUUCCAAAUUUUUGUUCCCUCUGAUGCUGGUAGUUUUGAUACAACCAAGGACAUGGCUGCGGCCAAUAAUCAAGUUGAAUCCAAUAUGAAUGAACCUAAAAAGUCUGUAUUUGCUCCACUAAAUUUCAACCCUCUCAUUCAAAAGGAAAUUGAUAGCAAAUACAGUGAUGGUGGAAAGUUCUUUGUUAAGCAUAAUUCCCUUGACCCAUUCGAAUUAAGAAAUCCAGAGUCAGAGCAAUCCUGCUCAAAUUCUUCUACAAGGCGAACUCCUCUACUUUCUACAAAGGACAGUAAAUUGGAGGAAAUAAGUACAAGAAGGCAAUCUUUUUUGGCAGCUCCUGGACAUAACUCUGGUUUGGUAGAUUUAAAUGACGACUUGCUAUCAGACAGUGAUGAUAGCGACAAAGACGAUUCAAAUAUACUCAACGAAAAGCUUAAUGAUGAUGGACACAGAGAACAGGAUGAUUUUUUAUCCAAAGUCGAUGGGAAAGAUAUGUAUAAUACAUAUGACUUGCUAGAUAGUACCAAAAAUGAUAUAGCUUGUGAUAUUGGUAUGGAUCCCGUAAAUGAUGGAAAUGAAAUCUCAAACCACUCAGACUAUAGUGAAGAUUUUUCAGAUGAGCUAGGAAUAUCUCCUGCGAAUGUUCAAAAGUCAAUAACCGGUUUGGGGAUUAAAAUGGCAGGAGUUGUGGAAGGUAAUUCUGCAAAGAGAAGAAAACUGGAAACUAUUUUCGACAAUAUUUUGGAAGAUGACGACAAUGAGCUGGAUCUUGAAUUCGAAGAUAAUGAUGAUAACGAAACCAGAGAAGACGAGGUUCGUCACCGAAGCGUUGGGUUCAGUCAUCCGGAAACAAGUAGUCACUCUGAAAACAAACUCGUGCCUAGGUUUGAUAACUCAGCAACUCCGUUGAUUGCAUUUGCAGAACCGCCAGCUGAAACCCCAGUCAUAAAGACUGUAACCCCGCUGAAAAAUAUUGAAGUCCCGAAUUCGUGGUUCUACGUGCUAAGAAUGAUUGCACCGAUUCAAGUUCCUUUUAACUUUUUAGGAUCUAAGAACUUGACUAUAAAAAUGUUCCAGGUUGUUGAUGUGUUACCUAUUUUGCAAGAACUUGUAUUGUAUUCUCAAAAGUAUAUGAAUAACACAAUGUUAAACACAAUAGUCAAAAACAGAGAAUGUCCUUCAGUUCUAGACUCUGACGUUGAAUAUCUACUCUUUAAAAUAUUUCCUAGUAUCAAUAAAGUCAAUGUGUUUGAGUUAUUAGAUUCUAAUACUGAAUCUAUGGAAAAUAAACCCUUUGAUUCACUAUUUGAAAAUCACCAAAACCAACAGCAACAACAAGAACAAGCUCAUAAUUGUCAGAAUAAGCUUGAGGAUAAUUUGAAACCCUUUGAUGAUAUGGGACUUAGUUUAUUUUCCCUUGUUAUGAGUAAUAACCAAACGAAUCAAAUUGCUAACCAACUGCCUCUGGUUGAAGAUACUGGUAAUAAAGAUCAGGACUCUGAAAUAAAUGGCUCCAUUCCUUCUCAUAACUUAUUCAGAGUAGAUUCUACUAAAAUACGUAUGAAGAGGGCUAACGAAGAAAUAGUUGCAAACAAGGUAAGCCUAAAAUAUUGGAAAAUUCUGAACUUUGAGCCACAUUGUAAAAAAGAUUUCAAGGUAAUUUUCAUUGUUCCAAAAGUGAAUGCAAACUUUAAUAGUUCCGCCUUAAAUUUUCUUGAUAACCUCAUUGAUUGUUAUAACGAUUGCAAAUUGGGGGAGAUUGAAAAGGGGUUUGAAACAGGAAUCGUUGAAGUGGACUGUAAAAUGGACAAUAUGAAUGAUUACUGGGAAGAAGCGGAAACCCAACUUCUUCAAAGUGUCGAAAGUAUACAAUCUACCAUGGCUAUUGAAGGUGAUAAUAAACUAUUGUUGAUGUUUCUUGAGCCCUUCCAAAGCAUAGAAUCAAUCAUAAAAUUAGCAGGGGUUUCCCAAAGGUUUGAAGCAGCUAUGAUGGAGAAAAAUAUAUCUGAAAAAUCAGAUCCACUAAAAAAAAAAAAAAAGAAAAAGGUUAAAACUAUUGUUCGUUUACCCCUUACACUCUUCUACAAGGCUUUUUCUGUAGAGUCAUUUUACUUAAACGAGGAAGGCCAAUUUAUUGUUCUCACAAAUCAAGAGUAUACACAAUUGUGUUUUGAGUUAUUCAAUAUAUGUCCAAGGAACAGUAGAACUUCUUUAAAAGACCGGAAUAGCAUGUUCUGCAUUGAAAAUGAAAUCCAAAAUGAAAUUGACUUUAGCCUUGCCAAAAGAUCUUCCUUAAAGAGCCUAGUUGAUAAUGAGACAUUUCUUCAUCUGUGUUAUGAAAGGUCAGUUGAUAAGAAAUGGUGUGUGGCUAGUUGGAUAACUCAAACUGGUGAGUAUAACUACACAAAGUCUUGGUACAUUAGUGAUCAGUUGGAAGGAAGUAAGAACUUCGAAGAAGUUGCAAAUGAUAUCAUGUCAAUUACGACAGAUUAUAUCUCAACUUUUGGAAAAAAGACUUUCGUGAUUUUAACUAGAUUGAGCAAUAUUAUUCCCGACGAUGAACUAGUUGAGUGGAAAAGAUUAUCUUCCAAAAACAAUGACAUAAUGCUAAUAGUGAUGACUGCAGAGUUAGAAUCGUCUUCCUUAAUCAUAUCUCAGAACUCAGGACCGAGAAUGGUAAAUAAAAGAAGAGAAGAAGCUUCUACUGAAGUGAACUACACAGUUUCUUCAACAAAUUCACAAACGCAAACACCUGCAAACCUUAUGGCGAGCUCAACCAUGCCUCAUCAAUUAGUUAGUAGCACGAAAUAUGAAAGUCCAGAAGUUUCGAUGUAUACUCCUUCUUUUGAAAAUGGUUUGUCACCAAUUGAUUCAAUGAACGCACAUUUACAAAUGCCAAUACAAACUCUACAACCUUUAAUGGAGAAUUCAGCUGGAACGGAUGAUGUUCCCAAAAUUUCUACUAUUAUUGACAUUGCAGAUGAAUGUUAUGGUCUGAUUUAUGAAAUACCCCAACCGCUUUCAAACCAACCAAGACUUCCCCUAAAAACUGGAUUUUUGGUUAAUACUGGUGAAGGUGUUACAAACAACAACAUACUAGAGGUCAAUUUACUAAGUUUUCAAGCUGGCAUGGAUAUCACAAAGUUUUUGAAGCGUUUGCUUGUGCAAUAUAGACAUUUGGGAUCCAUUGCGCCUUGUUUAGGAAUGACUGGUCUUGUUCGAGUGUGUGGUAAUGUUGCUUCAGAUGAUUUUACAGAAGAUGAUGAUGAUGAUGAUUUAUGGGAUGAUAAGAACCACGCGUCAAACCAAGGUGUCAUGUCUAAUUUUGUCAGUGAAAAGCUGGAUAGAAAACGUGAAAGGCAACUGAUUCAGCAGCAGUAUUCACAAUUUAAUAAAAUGUACCAGAGGCAAAAAAGGUUAAAAAUGAAAGAAAGAGAAAAGGAGAGACGUUUUGCAGGUGCUAGUAGUGAACAUAAUAUUAUACCUGUACAUAUGCUAGCUGUGAGGAAAUUAUUAGACUUUUUAGUUAAUAUAAAUGUGGAUUGA